UUUACCGAGAGAAAGGAAGCGUCUCUUUGUCUCUCAUUUUCGGAACAAGGACACGCGAAUCGCCCCUGAUAUGCCGUUUUUUCUUUAAGACCGGAAGAAUGUCAAGCGCCCCCGCAGGAGGUGCUGCCGGCGGAGGAGGCGGUGGCGCUGUCGGGGGUGCCUUAAGCCUCAUGGGCUGCGUCAGGGAAGCCUCGCCACCACCCCAGGAUCACCAUCAUCUCAGCCUCGGGGAAUUUGCCAUGCAGCAACGCGCUGUCGAUACAUUACCGAAAGAACCUAAAAAAAGACGUUUCCAUCCGCUCCGAGGUCUGAGAAGAAUUUUCAGGCGAAAGAGUCGGGGAGCUGCGGACGCUCGACUCAGCUCACGGAACGGCGAACGGGACGGCGAUCUGAUAACGCGUGACCGCGAGGAAGUGACGCUUAGACAUCCAGCCGGACGUCCUGAGGAGGCGCGCAGUCGAAGUGCCAGUGAACUUCUCACAGAUUCGUGCGAUCGCGAGAGCAGACGCCUUGGCUGGCCAAGGAAAUAUCGAUUAGGAAUUUCCGUGAGGACGCAUAAGUCGUUUAAUAAUGUGUUCCUGAGGCGAAGCGGUGUGGAGGAAUCCUUCGCGAAGCUUCGUGGAGGCUCCGGUCAACUGUCCGUAUCUCACGACAGCGUUUUCCCCGGGGAAGUGCCUCACACGAGGCCCCUAUCCUCGCUGGAUCCUCUCGCGACUCUCGAACGACGACAAACCAAAGCAAGCGACGAAGGGGUGCACAAAGAUUAUGCCUCGCGGAUUCCACACGGCAACCGGAUAUCAUUGAGGGUGCUCGAGCAAAUAAAGACAGUUAUAGAGAACCGGAACCAACUGGCUUCAGCGACCUCCAACGAGUCCACUCACACUUCACAUGCAACCGGGGAACGUUAUCAGCAGGAAACCACCGAGAAUCGCUUCGCGCAUUUUGAGAAGCACGAAAAAAAUGUUGAGGAAACUUUCACCAGGGUAACCAGAAAUUCCGAGGAUGUGACUGACAGAGAAAACUUGACGCCGAAAGAGGAUUUGCCACAAUUGGAAUGCGCGAGUUUGAGUCAUACGGCGGCGCACCAUCGCAUAUCGGUGCGUCCGAAAAAUCGACGGCCACCACGACGCUCAACGACGACAAGCAACAUAUCGGGCUCGUCGAUAACAACGAUCAACGAGUCUUUGGACGCUCCGGACAGCUUGGAGGUGUCAUCGUCGAACAGUGCGAGCUCACCGAUCGAGAUAAAGGGUAGCAACGGUUUGAGAAAAUCGUCGAUACGUUUGUCCCGAAAUUCGGACAUAUUUGAAGAGCUGGAAGCGAAAUUACCGACGAAAAAACCAGUGAGCAUGGCUUCGUUGUCACCGGAUAGUUUGGAUUCGAUGAUGGCGAUAGGCCGGAACAGCCAAGAGAUGUUAACGGAGCCGGAGGAGACUCGAGAGAUAAAGCCAGUGGUGAGAAAAGCGUCGAACAGAGUAUCAAAAGGCUCGGACGUGUACGAAGAGUUGGAGGCGAAGUUACCUCGGCGUAGAUCGUCGAGUAGUCGAUUAUCGAAAUCGCCGGAUAGUUUGGAGAGCGGCUCGCCAGCUUCUUUCUCAAAAUCGAGCGAGGGCUUUGAGAAGCUAAUGGAACACGAGGAAUCGCGGUCGUCGCGUAAAUUGCACAAUUCGAUAUCAAAAUCGAGCGACGGUUUUGAAAAACUGACGGAAAACGUCGUCGAGCUUCGUCCGUCAUCGCGCAGGCUUCACGCUCACCAACAAAUCUCCAAAUCCAUCGAGGGCUUCGACAAAUUAAUCGAAGACGAAGAAAUCCGCAUGCCUGUCAGACGAUUCUCAAACGUCGUGACGAGCAAAUCAAAUGAAAAUUCGUUACGAUGCUCCGACAGCUUGGACGCGAUCGAAACGAUGGGAACGAUCCCGAGCGACGAUUCGAUCGAACGACGUCGAAGCAGCUUCGAACUCAGGCCACGAAAAUCACCCCCGAAACUCAUGUCAAUGUCCUCCGAAAAUUUCGAAGCUCUCGAACACCAUGCACGCGAUGAAUUUGAAAUGCGAGCCGAAUUGAAAAAACGCAGCAGUAUUUCCGACGUUAAUUUAUCCCGGGGCAGAAGAUACUCAAAAAUUAUGUCGAAAUCCACCGAGAGCUUCGAUGCCAUGGAAACCAUUUGUAAACAAGAUGAAUCCAACAGAACGAGCAUCGAUUUGGAAAAAAAUGGAUGGCGCAAUUCCAAACGAACUACUUUCUCCUCCGAAAGCUCCGACAAUCUCGAACUCGAUGAUCGACUCGAAAACCGCCGAGCUCGGAGACCGCCCAAAAGAGUACCGAGCACCAGUAUCGUUGAUAUAUUUCCGUUGGACAAUUCGAACGAGGAUGAACGACGAUCCACUCCCAUGAGAAAACCACCGCGGUUACAAAAAUCUUCGGAAAGCUCCGAACUCGGUAGUACCGACACUCUCGACUCCGAGAAAAGAAACAAAUCUUCCGACAGCACCGAGACCCUUGACAGCCUCGAAAAAGAUAUUGAACAAGAUCCAAGAGACGAGGAAAUCCCUGAUAAUUUACAGGACAAACGUGACACGAACGACUCCUGGUCAGCGAAUCCAACGGAAAUGGAAUCAGCGAACGGAGACGAGGAAUCGAACAGAGCGUUGGUAUCGCCGGAGAAAACGUAUUGGCGUCAAACGUCAGAUUCGAAAGAGAAUUUCGACAUAAAUCAGUUGUUGGCAAUAACGAUAGUGACCCGUAUGUCUGACAACGGGAACAAUCAGCGUAACAAUUCAGCUGCGUAUCCAAAGAAGAAGCAGCAGCAGUUGACGUCGCCGCCGAGUUCGCCGGUCGUUCAGCAGGAGGACAACAAAAUGAUGUUCAACAAUUUGUUGGCGAGUAAGAACGACGAAGAUCUGCAAAACAUGUUGAACGGCAACAUAUCGGAAGUUUCAACGGACACGAAGAGCUUUAAAGAGAAAUUGAUAAUGUUUGAAAAACUGGGCAAAUGAACAAGAGGAAUACGAUCGAAUCGGAAAAGUUCGUUGCGAGAUUAUUUCGCUGUUUUCUUUCAUGUUUUUCGUUUCGCCGCUUCGAUGUAGGAAUAAUAGCCCAGCGCAUUUUCUAGCUCGUUACAAAUGAGAGUCAAGAAGAGUAGAAAGUGCUGAAACGAUGAAUAUCAUCGAACAAUCGAAUCGGAAAAGCAACGAGAAAAAGGCCCACACGCCAGUUUCUUCUUUCUGCAGAAGUCUCACGCGUACCGGGCUUCAACCGUUCGUUAUAUACUACACAUGUAUAUACACGUAUAAGAAAGCUUCGAGUUAACCGAGUGAACCCGAUAGACCAGAGAUCUGCCAAAUAUGGCGGAUGUAUAUGAAGAGAAAAUAAAACCAGAUCCGCGUUAAAUAUAUAUAUAUACAAAUACAAAUACGACGAUGUAUUCGCCUUUAUUUCGUGCCGAGCGCGAAUGUUCGUUUCAUUUCUUCUCAAAGGGAGCAAAUUUUUCAUCACGUGUUUUUGUAUUGUUUUUCUUUUAAGUUUUUUUUCGAAAAAUAAAAACAUUUUUACUUAAAGGCAAAAGACGAAAUAAACGAUUGUGAAAAGAUGGAUAUUACACGUGUACAAACUUCUGCCCCGACUUAAUUUAUGCCUUGUUGUUGAGAAAACGUAAAUGUUGAUGAAAUCUCACGAGAUUCGCGAAACUAGAUUUAUCCUAGCGCCCUAAACUUUAUUUAAGUGCCUUUUAUCUUGUUCACCGUCGUUUUGUCGUUCAAUGUUUAUAAUUUCUUCCUCUUUUUUUUCCAUCUCUGUGAUUUUUUGCUCGAACUGUUGAAACGAUCGUAGAAUCAUUACUCCUAAUGUUUCGUUCUCUCUUAUUUUUAUUCACCACAAUGCUCGUACCAAAUCCGGCGACUCUUCGUCAGGAUCACAAAAGUGAAUUUUUUGAGAAUAUUUGACUGCACAGCUAUGUUCAAAUAAUCGUACGUGACGUAAUUGUAUCCAUUUUUUGAAUGUAAAUAAAUUUGGAAUGAAAAAAGCCAGAAGGUGAGACGUUGGAGGAAAAACGGAAAUGAAGAAUCAACGACUGCAUCGAAAAAAACGAUCGUCGCAGCAUUAUCUCUCUAUGUGUAUUCGACAUCCCCUACGUAACGGAGACUAACAAUAGUAACGGCAAAAUAAAAAGAAAAAACAAGUAUAUACGUAAGUCGUGAAAGAUAUGCGUAGUUAGAGAACUUUGUUCGAUCGAAAAGAAACUUAAGAGAUCAAUAAAAUCAUCAUACUAGGGUUAAUAUAUAAAUGUAUAUGAAAAUAAUGAAAAACAAGUUUUGCCUCGUCUCUUUGUAAAUAAAAUCUUCAGUACUAUCUACA
Messenger RNA from Venturia canescens, 4353 nucleotides. RefSeq lists its product as uncharacterized. The transcript has 13 exons. Bases 99 to 2996 code for a protein of 965 amino acids. The record is from RefSeq and is a predicted model, not a curated record. NCBI's taxonomy places the organism in Eukaryota, Metazoa, Arthropoda, Insecta, Hymenoptera, Ichneumonidae.